AUGCAACGUCCAGCAGAGCAAUAUACCAAAGAAAAGCUUUUGAUCAAGAAGAAGAAACUUGACGAUGUUCUUAAACAGAGAAACAUUGUUGUCCAGGCCUACGAGAUAUACGGUGGUAUUGCUGGGUUGUACGACAUGGGACCAUUGGGAUGUGCUUUGAAGCAGAACAUCCUCCAGUUCUGGAGAAAACACUUCACGACGUAUGAGAACCUCUUUGAAGUUGAGGGACCAAUUUUAACUCCGAAAUGUGUUUUGGAAGCUUCUGGCCACACUGCCAAAUUUUCAGAUUACAUGGUGAAAGAUAUGAAGAAUGGGUGUUGCUACAGAGCCGACCACAUUUUGAAGACUUUCUACGAAAAGCAAAUGGAAGACCCAAAGACCAGUGAGCAAGAAAAAGAACAUCUUGAAGCUCAAAUGAAAGUGAUUGACAAUUUGUCAAAGGAAGAGUUAGGAGCGGCAAUUAAGAACAACGGCAUCAAAGCGCCAGACAGUGGAAAUGACUUGUCUGACCCCGUCCCAUUCAACUUGAUGUUUGCAACUGACAUUGGACCCGUCGGUGAUUUAAAGGCGUUUUUGAGACCAGAGACUGCACAAGGGAUCUUCACGAUGUUCAAGAGAAAUUUGGAGUAUAAUGGCGGGAAAGUCCCAUUUGGUGUCACACAAAUAGGAAAUGUCUUCAGAAACGAAAUUGCGCCAAGAAACGGCCUUUUGAGAGUCAGAGAAUUCACUUUGGCUGAAAUCGAAUACUUCGUCUUGCCCGACAAGAAGACGCACAAGAACUUUGCCGAUGUCGAGAACUUGAAUGUCCAAUUAUACCCAAGAGAGUUACAACUUGCUGAUAAAGAGGCUGAACUGAUGACAUUGAAACAAGCCGUUGCUGAUAACGUUAUCAACUCGCAAUUGUUGGCUUAUUUCAUGGGAAGGACUUACAAAUUCUUGACUGAGCUUGGGAUUCCGGGCGAGCACAUUCGAUUCAGACAACACUUGAAGACAGAAAUGGCGCACUAUGCCAAAGAUUGUUGGGAUGCUGAGAUUCGAAUGUCAUAUGGAUGGGUUGAGUGUGUUGGGCAUGCUGAUAGAGGGGACUACGAUCUUUCCAACCACGCGAGAUGUUCCAAAGUCGAUCAGAGCGUUUACAUCACCUUCGAUGAGCCAAAAGAAGUCUGCGAAGUCACCAUCACAUUCAACAAAGGUGCUCUUGGAAAGAAGUACAGAAAAGAUUCUCAGAAAUUGUUUGCGUAUGUCGAGAAGUUGAAUGAAACCGAGAAAGAGGCUAUUAUGAAGGAGUUUGAAGCAAAUGGAGUGUGGAAGAUUACUGUCGAAAACAUCAAUUUCGAGUUGAAGAAGGAAGACAUGAAAAUCACAUCAGGGAUGAAGAAGGUCCAUGGCGAAUCUAUCAUCCCACACGUCAUCGAACCUUCAUUUGGUAUUGGAAGAGUUUUGACGGGUGUUUUGGAGCACUGUUUCUGGUUAAGAGAAGGCGACGAGAACAGAAGUGUCUUGUCCGUCCCAGCUGCUAUCGCUCCAGUCAAACUUGGCAUUUUCCCAUUGCUCACUAAGCCAGAAUUCACUUCUAAAGUCAGUGAAAUAGAAGGCGUUUGCCAGAGAGGCUUUGUUUCUUUCAAAUCGAACACUACAGCAGUUGCUAUUGGAAAGAAAUACUCACAAGCGGAUGAGGCUGGUAUUCCAUUUGCUAUCACUGUCGAUCACAAGACUCUUUCCGAAAAUACAGUCACCUUACGUGACAGAGACACUAUGAAACAAGUCAGAGUCCCAGAGGAUAAAAUUGUCGAGUUGGUCACUGCGUUGUCGCAAUUCCACUCCAUUCUCAAAUUCGAAGACUUACUCAAGACUUACCCAGUCGAGGAAGUAAAAGAAGUCAAGGAGAAUUAA
This is a messenger RNA of Entamoeba invadens IP1, 1893 nucleotides long. Its product is annotated as glycyl-tRNA synthetase, putative. Gene Ontology annotation, molecular function: glycine-tRNA ligase activity; ATP binding. Gene Ontology annotation, cellular component: cytoplasm; mitochondrion. Lineage: Eukaryota; Evosea; Mastigamoebida; Endamoebidae. Gene Ontology annotation, biological process: mitochondrial glycyl-tRNA aminoacylation. The record is from RefSeq and is a predicted model, not a curated record. The coding region runs from base 1 to 1893 and encodes 630 amino acids. The transcript has a single exon.